GGGCAGCAGACCUGAGAGUGGGUUUAAAUCAGUGUUUCUAGUGUGUGAGCUUGUGAGUGUGUGAAAGAGACGGAAAGCGAGAGCCAAAAGUAUGCAUGAUUGUGCAGACUAUGUGUGUAUGUGUGAGCCAACCUUGUUAGUAUGCUUGUCAGUGUGAGUGUGCGUGUGUUUGUGUGUGUCUGUGUGUGUCUCGACAAAGGCUCCAUCCAACCAGACUGCAGAGGGCUGCUUGUUCCCAGAGACCCUCAGAGCUCCUGGACUUCUAGUGUCUCCGCCGUCCCCACAGACCCAGCUGCCCGACGCAGACUCAGAGCCUCGCGCUGCCCCCUCCUCCUCCUCCUCGUCCUCCUCCAGGAGCUCCUGCUCGGGUUACUAAUGGACAGGACAAGCAGAGUCCGGGUCUGAAGUGGGGAACUUCAGGGGAGUAUCGGGAGGCUGCGGAGAGGAGAAGAGAAUUUCUUCCACAAACUCAGAAGUCUUUUAAACGUUUGCCUGGAAUUGUCUUUUCGUGGUUUUGAACCCGCGGCUCAUUGAAAGGCUUUUCAGACUCUCCAGGUCAUCCGAUCGCUUCUUUGCGCUUUUUUCAUCGUCUUUUCUGUGAAGCCUCCACCUCUCGGUGGGAAGCCUCCACCUCUCGGUCUGAAGGCCCCAGCAUGGUGCCGCCCGUCGCCUUGUGGCUGUGCCUCAGCCUGCCGCUGAUCUUCACGGAGGCCGGGAGUAGCGCGCCGUCGGAGGAGCCAUCCUCCCUCAUCCAGCUCGAGCGCCUCUGGACCGGGACGGAGGAGGGCCGGUCCCUCCUGGACCUGGACCGCCGUGGUCACAACCGCCGCCCGGCCCGCGGAGCCGAGGAGGAGGAGCAGCAGUCCACCUUUGGCCACUCCUUCGAGGACGACUCGGUGACGCCGCCACAGGCCACCGAGUUCGCCAACGGGACGACGGCCGCGGCCGGAAACGCCUCCGACUCCGACCCACGCGACCCCCCGGGGCUCUUCAACCCCUUUUACCCGCUGGCAGACGGCUCAUACUCGGCCUACGCGGUGCUGUUCCUGGCCGGCCUGGUGCUGGCGGUGGGCGUGGUGGGCAACAUGGCCGUCAUGUGCGUGGUGUGGAACAACUAUUACAUGAGGUCUGCCUGGAACUACCUGCUGGCCAGCAUGGCAUUCUGGGACUUCCUUGUCCUGGUGCUCUGCCUCCCUGUGGUGGUCCUCAACCAGCUUUCCCACAGGAGGAUCCUGGGCGACAUCACCUGCCGUAUGGUGCCCUACAUGGAGGCCGUGUCUCUGGGCAUCACCUCCUUCACGCUGUGCGCUCUCGGCAUUGACCGCUUCCUCGCCGCCACCUCCACCUCCACCUCCUCCUCCUCCCCACUGAAGGCCCGGCGGGUGGAGCGCUGUGGCGCCGUGCUGCUGAAGCUGCUGCUGGUGUGGAUCUCCGCGCUGACACUGUCCAGCCCGGAGAUCUUCCUGUGGCAGCCGAGCCGCUCCGCCUCCCCGUCCACAGGCCGGCUGGUGGACUCCUGCACCAUCACCCCCUCGUCCCCCCUGUUGCUCUACCUGCCCGACUCCCUGCACUCCCUGCUGCUCAGGUACCACCAGGGCCGGAUGUGGUGGUGCUUCGGCUGCUACUUCUGCCUCCCCAUCCUCUUCACCGUGCUCUGCCAAAUGGCCACGCGCAACGUCAACAGCGACUCAAGCUCCGCCCAGAAGCAGCGCAGCCACGACGACCGCACGUCCUCUAAUCAGAAGCGGCACCAGGUGGUAGAGCGCCAGCUGAACUGCACGCUGUUGGCGCUGGCGGUGGUGUACGGCGUCUGCGCAUUGCCCGAGCACGUGUGCAACAUCACGCAGGCCUACGCGCACAUCGCCGUCUCCGAGGAUACCGCCGCCAUGCUGGCGCUGCUGCAUCACUUCCUUUUAUUCUUCAAGUCCUCGGUGACCCCGGUGCUGCUGCUGUAUCUGUGUGAUGCCCUUGGUCAAGCCUUCAUGGACUGCUGCUGUUGCUGCUGUCAGGAAUGUCAGCCAACCAGCGCCCAGGGCUCGCCAAGCUCCGCCCAGGUCAAACUGAAGGCAGCCAAUGAGACGUCCAUCUUCUUCGACAAGGCUAAAGACACGUCGGCCAUCUUGUCCAUCUCAAGCUAGACCCUGGUCCCUCAUUUUCCAUCAAUCAAUUUUUACGCUUCCUCUUCCAUCGUUAGUUCUCUUUAACCCUCCAGUUUCCUCUUUCCUCUACAAUCAUCUCUUCUCCAUCUUUAGUCCUCUCCUCUUCCAGACUUUCUAUUUGUACGAUAUUUCUCUACGGACACAGGGAUCCUCUCUCCGGCCUACUGUGUGCACAGAAAGUGAAGUCUAAUCAGUAGUAAUGGUAGAAAAGUUGCUGUUUGAUGUGAAGUGCUUGAUGUCUUUUUCAGUCGGUCCAAAGCUGAAGUUUGGUGGGGAAGUUAGUGAUGCCUUUUAAAUCCGGCUAAGAAGAACGUUAGCACUUAUUUCUAACACUAGCAGUGUGACAGUGAUGUUGCUGUUUUCCUUCUGCAUGAUGGAACAGGCUAGCUUGCUAAGUAGCGAACUUUACACCGUUUAGCUAGCUUGUUUGUUCUUUCGAGCGAUGGGGGGUGAGGUGGAGGGACAUUUAGACAAGGUGCUGCUGCUGGCUAACCAGUAUAUUGUUUGGCUAAUUUCCUGUAAUCGUUGUAGCAUCACAGCAUGGUGGAGCUAGAUAGCUAACUAGUGCACCUGGCUAGUUCGCUGGAUAACUACUGUACAGCUAGCUAGUUAGCUAUCUAGUCCCACUAUGCUUUGAUGCUACACUGACACCUCAAUCCUUCUCCAGAGCAACGGGCAGUGAGGUGGAGGGACAGUUAGACCCAGCCCUGCUGCUAGCUAGCAGACAAUCCAGCUAUACGCUAGCUUAUGAGCCAGCUGAAUGCUAGCUGCUAGCUUGCUAACCCCAACACGCUUCAAUGCUACCCUGGUUACGCAGGGUCGCUGCAGCAGUCAGUAGGCUCGCUAGGCUUCGGAUCAUCACUUAGCGAGUCUGACUUCUUGUGAGUCUGUUGACUCGGUUGUUUUCUAAAAGGAAAGAAGUGAAGGAAAGAAGGAGAGAAGCAUUGUGAAAAGGACCUUUUCAGCCUCUUUGUACAGGAAGUGAAACUGUGUAGGAACUUGUAUUAAUAUUAUUAUCACUAAUUACAUAUUUUUAUGAAGGCAAUUGAGUUUUUGUCACAAGAUUGUUUAUGUCUUUGUAAUCAGCGACAUGUUAAACCAUGUGAAUGUUGUCAGCGCCUUCGUGCCUCCUCAAAGUUUUAUUGUGUAGAGAUCAAACAUCUUUGAUUGAAAAGCUCAUUUAACAGUUUGUCUCCAGUUGCCUUGGAAAUAAACACAACAAAACAAAAAAUAACAAGUAAGUUUGAAUAUGUGAAACCUUUUGCAAAAGGUCGUUGAAAUUUGGAUUUUUCAUUAUUCAUCAUAAUGAAAAAUAAACAUUAUCUCCCCCCUUUGGUUUCAUUUAACUAUAAAUCUAAUUUAUUAUCGAAACCCUAAAAAAGGGGAAUAAAAUAGAUUUACUUUCUACAUUUGGGUCCCAAAAAAAUGGUAAAGGAUAUGAACAUGUGUUUCUGAUAACACGGUUAAACGAUGAUGGGAAGCUGAAAUAUUUCGUAAUUAAUGGAGAGUAAAUAAUAUGGUACAUUUGACAAAAACCUUCACUGUCAAUAAUAAUGAUAUGAAAACGGCUGGUUUAUAUUUGAUAUACAGCACAUAAUGUGAUUUGGGUCCAUAUUUACAAAUGGUGAAUAUAUCUGUGUCCAGUUUUGCGGCCAAGCUUUUACUUUUUUUUAAUAAUAACUGGACAAAAGGAGACAUAUUGACUUAAAUCAUAUUAUUUUGUUAGCGAUUAUUCUGAAGUUGUAUUAAGGCCACUUUUUCAUAAAUCUUUAAUAAAGGGACAGUCCAGACAAACACACUAACCUCUGUCUUCUGUUUGUAUCUCUGCGCAUUCGUGAAUGAGAUUCUACAGAGAAAUAAACGCUUUACUUGUA
Molecule: messenger RNA, 4033 nt
Organism: Gasterosteus aculeatus aculeatus (three-spined stickleback)
Lineage: Eukaryota; Metazoa; Chordata; Actinopteri; Perciformes; Gasterosteidae
Gene: gpr37l1b
Product: G protein-coupled receptor 37 like 1b
Biological process (GO): adenylate cyclase-inhibiting G protein-coupled receptor signaling pathway; positive regulation of MAPK cascade
Cellular component (GO): signaling receptor complex; plasma membrane
Molecular function (GO): G protein-coupled peptide receptor activity
Source: RefSeq, a predicted model, not a curated record